GUAGAGAAGGAAACAUUACCCAACAAACAAAAGAAGAAAGUUUUGGCAAUAAGAGAGCGCACAAAGACAUCCAACUCUCCCUAUCUCGUUUCUCGGGCCACCAGUUCACGAAUAUCAAGGCCAAUAUAUGUUUUCUUUUCCGGUUUUACCCUUCUCUCUAUUUUAGUUAUUUAUUUCAUGAAUUACUAUUAAUUACAUUUAUUUUUAUGCAUUGUUUUAUUAGUUUCCGAACAUAGCGAAAGACAGAAGAGAGAGACUCCAAGAAGUUAAAAAAAUUUUUAAUGGAUGCUUCGAUCUAAUGCCCCUUCAGUUGCAAAGAAACCUCGCAGAACCAAACCCAUUUAAUUGGGGUUGCUUUUGUGGAGGGAAUUUAGCAUUCGGAUCAUUUAAAAGGAUGUCUCUUUGAGGUGAGUUUCAUGGGUUGAACUCAAAAAACAAUCAUGGGUAGCUUAAUUGACGACGAAGAAUGUCAAUUUUUUGAUGCCUCUGAGGACAUUGCGUCAAUCUCUGAUGCAAGUCCUGAGAGCAAUGAUAUUUACUCCUGCUAUAGUGGUGGCAAUAUGCUUGGGAGUAGUUUUCAAUAUGAUGUUUGGCUUAGGAGCCCAAAGAGUGUCCAGGAAAGGCGGACUAAAUUCUUGGACUGGAUGACGAAAAGCGUUGAUCGAGCAUCAAGUUAUAGUUUUGUAGAUGUGAGUAAGUUACAAGGAGAGUUUGAUAGAAUUAAUGAGAGUAGUGAGGCUGUGUUGAGAACAUAUGGGUUUGAAGAGGAGUUUCGAUCAAGCAGGUCUUCAAUGUCAUGCUGGUCUAAUGAUAAUUUGGAUUUGCUCGAGGAGAAAUUUGUUUGUAGAGAUGGAAAUUUGGGUGGGGGGAUGGUGGGUGAUGGGGAUGAAAUUGGGCAGGAUGGGCAGACCAGUGAUGGCCAAGAAAUGAACACAGAGAACAAUUGUGGGUCACUGUGCUCAUUUCAUCAGCUUGUGGAGGAUGACGCAGAGAAGACAGAUAAUUCUGUGGGAAUGGUGAAGACAGUUAAAAAAGGGUGGUUAAAUAGAUUGCUUUCCUUCUCUUGUGCUAUGGAUAACCAAGGAGAGGCAGAGAAAUUAAGCCCCAACAAAGAUGAUGCAAUUUUAUGGUCCAGGGUUCAGAGAGUAAAGGUGCGACAAUGUAAGAAGAGUUCCAAAGAACUUUCGGCUCUUUAUAAGGGGCAAGAAAUCCGGGCCCAUGAGGGUUCAAUAUUGACAAUGAAAUUCAGUCCUGAUGGGCAGUAUCUUGCAAGUGCUGGGGAAGAUGGGGUUGUGCGGUUGUGGCAGGUGGUAGUGGAGGAAAGAUUGAAUGAACAGGACAUUCCAGAAAUUGAUCCCUCUUGUGUAUACUUCACGGUGAACCAUCUCUCUAAAUUGAAGCCUCUAUUCACAGAUAAAGAGAAAAUGAAUAUAUCAAGGGCCCUGAGAAGAACAUCAGAUUCAGCUUGUGUAAUAUUUCCUCCAAAAGUCUUUCGGAUAUUGGAGAAGCCAUUACAUGAAUUUCAUGGGCACAGCAGUGAGAUAUUGGAUCUCUCAUGGUCGAAGAAUAAUUACUUGCUCUCAUCUUCAGCUGAUAAAACUGUACGCUUGUGGCGAAUAGGGAGUGACCAUUGCCUCAGAGUCUUUCCACAUAGUAACUAUGUAACCUGUGUUCAGUUCAAUCCUAUUGAUGAUAAUUACUUCAUGAGUGGCUCAAUAGAUGGAAAAAUUCGCAUUUGGGCAGUUUCUGAUUGCCAUGUUGUUGAUUGGGCUGACGUCAGAGAUAUAGUUACUGCUGUUUGUUAUCGUCCUGAUGGCCAGGGAGCAAUUGUUGGAUGUAUGACGGGCAAUUGUCGCUUUUACAGUAUGUCAGACAAUCACUUGCAACUGGAUAAUGAGAUAUUCUUGCAUGGUAAAAAGAAGUCUCCCUGCAAAAGGAUAACUGGCUUUCAAUUUUUGCCACAAGACUCAAGCAAAGUAAUGGUUACUUGUGCUGAUUCACAAGUCAGAAUCCUUCAAGGCCUUAAUGUGAUUGGAAAAUACAAAGGUGUUGCAGGAAACCAGCUAUCUGCAUGUUUCACCUCAGAUGGAAAGCAUAUGGUCUCCACAUGUGAGGAUUCCAAUGUGUAUAUAUGGAAUUCUAUUGAUCAUGAAGAGCCUGCUACUGAAUCAAAAAGUAUUAGGUCUUGGGAGCGUUUUACAACCGAUGCAUCUGUCGCAAUUCCUUGGUGUGGCUUGAAAUGUGGGAACCCAGAGAAUGAUUGGCAAUUUAAUGUCUCUAAUGAUAAUCCUGCAGAAACCCUGUCAUUGUUUUCUCCUGCUCAUUUCAAUCUGAGCCAAGAAUAUUUCUUGGAGUCUUUUCCCAAGGGAUCUGCGACUUGGCCUGAAGAAAAUCUACCUGCAUUAAACCCGUUGUCCUCAGCAUCUCCAAUGCAUAAAUCCCAAUACAAGUUCUUAAAAAGUUCAUGCCAGAGCACAUCUAGUUCUCAUGCAUGGGGUCUAGUUAUAGUGACUGCUGGGUGGGAUGGACGAAUUAGAUCGUUCCACAAUUAUGGAUUACCAGUACCUGUUUGAAUUUCUUGCAGAAUGGCAGUGCUUUCAGAAAGUCGAAUCUGCUCCACUGUUAAGCACUUUACUCAUUUAGUGCCCACCAUUGUUCAGUGCCUGCUGCAAAUAAUUGACAUGGAAUUUUGGCAGUGUCAGUUCGGACAAGAAUUUAGGGUUCGAAAACUUCAUGAGCAUGUGCACUUGGAUUGACGUUUGAGAAUUCAGGGGGUCCUCAGAUAUCAUAGGCCUACUGUAAUUUUAGGUCAUGACAGCUGUCAAUGUUUCCAAGGCUGCAACGUAAUCUGGCUUGGUUUCAGCAAGUGGUUGAGGUUAGCUUAUCUGUGUAUUAGUUUAAUUUUAUGAUUUAUUUCUUGAAAGAAAUUCUUGUCUGCCGGCCCAGAAAAAGAUACGCAAGUCAUGUGUUAGGAGAGGCCAGUUUAGAUAUUAUCUUCAUAAUGGAGGUGCCUGUGGGGUCUUAUGUAUUCUCUUCCUUUAGCUCUUUAGUAAGCAAGUGGAAGAUUUUAAAGCUGGUGGUCUGAGUUAAUUUGGGGAAAUCAAAUGGUGGGAACUUGGCUAUUAUGACUUGUUGGGUGGUCUGAAUCAUUGAAUUUUUUGUCUGCCAUUUCUGGUUUGUUUCAUCUCCAUGGUAGGGUCAGUUUCACCUGGGCUAGGUGAUGACGAUUUACGACAAGUUUCUCAACCAUUAAAUAUUACAAGGUUCAACAGACUCUCCAGUUUAAAAGGUUGAGAGAUUUUCAGAGACUUGGAUGAACAUUUCAAUUGGCAAACCAACUUUUGCCAAUGGAUGAUGAUGAGCAGGCACUUGACUAACUAUUGAGUAUUUAACUUGCAGAGUUUGUGAAUUUAUUGAGAGGAAAUUAGCCUGAGAUGACCUUGAUUUAGUUUUGAUUAUCAGGGCUCUUGUGUUUGGUUUAGCAUAGAGGAAAUAUCAUUUUUUCCAUAUUGUAGCAUAUAUGUAAGUCAAGUUACUAAUGUAAAUAAAAUUUUCCAGGUAGCUCAUUCUACA
Messenger RNA from Mangifera indica (mango), 3573 nucleotides. RefSeq lists its product as uncharacterized. Gene Ontology annotation, molecular function: protein binding. The record is from RefSeq and is a predicted model, not a curated record. Bases 441 to 2573 code for a protein of 710 amino acids. The transcript has 8 exons. NCBI's taxonomy places the organism in Eukaryota, Viridiplantae, Streptophyta, Magnoliopsida, Sapindales, Anacardiaceae.